Messenger RNA from Arabidopsis thaliana (thale cress), 1932 nucleotides. Its product is annotated as F-box/RNI-like superfamily protein. The record is from RefSeq and is marked reviewed. NCBI's taxonomy places the organism in Eukaryota, Viridiplantae, Streptophyta, Magnoliopsida, Brassicales, Brassicaceae. Bases 193 to 1176 code for a protein of 327 amino acids. The transcript is spliced from 2 exons.
UCGAAAUCCAAAACAAUCUACCAUCGAUUUCGGUCUUAGGUAGGUGCUGAAGCUAACUAUUCCCUUCUGUUCUUAUACUUCUUUGAACGUAUCUUAGAUCAUUUUGCUUUUGGUUGCGUUGUUAAAUUUCGAUCAAUCGCUUCUCUGUUUAUGUAUGGUUAGAUGUUCCAAUAGCUUUGUGUAGUUCAGAGGAUGGAUCUAUUCAGCAGUCUACCAAAUGAACUCCUUUAUCAUAUAUUGUCCUUCCUAUCCACAAAGGAGGCUGCUUUGACAUCGGUUCUCUCCAAGAGGUGGCGCAAUCUGUUUGCUUUUGUCCCUUACCUCGAGUUUGAUGACUCUGUCUUUCUUCAUCCAGAAGAGCGUAAGCGGGAAAAAGAAGGAAUUUUGCAGAGCUUCAUGGAUUUUGUGGAUAGAGUUUUGGAUUUGCAUGGUGAUUCUCUCAUAAAGACGUUCUCCCUCAAGUGUAAAACUGGUGUUGACUCAGAUCAUGUGGAUCGUUGGAUAUGUAAUGUGUUGGCUCGUGGUGUUUCAGACCUUGAUCUUUUCAUUGAUUUCAGAGAUUUAUAUUCUCUGCCUCACGAGGUUGGUGUGAGUAGGACACUUGUUGUGCUGAGAGUAGGAAGUGAAUCUGAUCUUUAUUGGUGGCAGAAGUUUUUAUGCUUACCGAUGCUUAAAACUCUCGUUCUUGACUCCUGCUGGUUAUGUAUUGGUCAGUUUCAAAUUCUUCUUCUUGCUUGCCCUGCGCUUGAGGAGUUAGACAUGACUAAUACGCGGUGGAAGGAUUCCAAUGUGACUGUGUCUAGCUCGAUCCUCAAGGAGCUGACUAUUGAUCUCCAUGGUUGUUGUAGCGUAGUUAAUCUGAAGAGUCUUUCAUUUGAUGCUCCAAGUCUUGUUUACUUUUAUUACUGUGAUUCUCUUGCGGAGGACUAUCCACAAGUGAACUUGAAAAACUUGGUCGAGGCUCAAAUCAACCUUUUACUAACUCAAGCUCAAAUCGAGCAAGUAAGAGCACUAAAUAAUGAAAUGUUGGUGGCUGAUGAUGUUUUUCCUGGUCUUGGCAAUGCUUGGAAGCUCAUUACUGGCCUAAGAAAUGUUCAACAACUUUACUUGUCUCCUGAUACCCUUGAGGUCAGUUUUCUCUCUUUAGUGUAUUUCUGGCUGGUUGGGAGGAUAUAAAGAACGCAAAUAUUCCAAUCGCGUGAUUGCUAGCGUUGUAGGUGCUUUCUAGGUGCUGUGAAGGGAUGCCGGUGUUCAACAACCUCAAAGUGUUAAGUAUUUGGAGUGACAUGAAUAGGGGAUGGCAAGCUAUGCCAGUUCUUCUAAGGAACUGUCCACAUUUAGAAACUCUCAUCAUUGAGGGACUCUUACACUAUGCGACGGAUAAAUGCGGGGAUGUUUGUGACUGCAUUUCUCGGGAUUACAAAGACCAUUCGCUCACAUCUUGUCCAGUGAAGAAGUUACAGAUAUAUGAGUUUCGAGGAACAAUUAGAGAGUUAGAGAUGAUCAAGCAUUUCUUGAAGAUUUUUCCAUGUUUGAAGGAGAUGGAUAUAUAUGCUCAUGAGAAUAGUCAUACACUAUUUAAAGACCCUACAAUUUUUGAACGUGUUGGGAAGGUGAUGAAUUUCUACAAUAUGUUAUCGAGUUGCAGUGUUCAAUUACUAGUGCGCGGUCCAUUGUAAGGGAAGUGACUGCACUGUGAAGUAUUUGUGGGAGUAAACACAGCUCAUAGUUUUGGUCAAAGUCUACUUAGUUUUCUGUUGCCUUUUCUCAUUGACAUUCUGUUACGUUUUUUGCUAUUUUUCAAAAUGUUACAUUGUCACGAGGCUUAACUUCCUUGGGCAAACUUUUGCAUUGUCAUAAUGAUGAGGGAUGACUGAAACCAUUCAAAUUAGAAACAAUCAUAAGGCAAAAGAAGAAGAAGAAGAAGAAGAA